Messenger RNA from Cornus florida, 4340 nucleotides. Its product is annotated as probable disease resistance protein At4g27220. The record is from RefSeq and is a predicted model, not a curated record. Bases 602 to 4003 code for a protein of 1133 amino acids. The transcript has 4 exons. NCBI's taxonomy places the organism in Eukaryota, Viridiplantae, Streptophyta, Magnoliopsida, Cornales, Cornaceae. Gene Ontology annotation, molecular function: ADP binding.
UCUUUUUGAAUUUGAAUUAGGUUCUGAGAUACAACAAGCAUCACUCAUUCUCUCUCAAUGUGCAUUCUCACUCACUGCUAGCUUGGUGCAAACAAAUCCCAUAAGCGCUAGAGGUACGGUACGUCUUAAAAUCUCAUCUUCAAAACCAUAAUAAUCAGAGUUGUUUGCAUUUCUAUGGUGCCAUUUGUUGUCUGACAUCUCUAUUACAUCUGAAUUUGUAUCUCUUUUCUCUUGUCGAUCACUUGCUUGUCACUCUGCUCUCCGUAGACGUAUGUUUUGGUUGUAAUAUCUUUGUAUUCAAUCAUCUCCUCUCUCUUUUUCUUCCUUUCUGUUGCUUUUAAUCUUUCUCGGGCUGGUCUUCUUUUUUAUAUUUGUUUUUUGAUCUCCCUCUCUGAAUUGAAUUUUGAUCUUUCUCCCUCCCUCUUUCGUAUAUUCAUGUCCUAAUUGUGAAUCUUCACUUUUUGUUAUCUUUCUCUUUCACUCGUUUCUCAUUUAAACUCGGACUAGUUUGUCAAUAUUCUUUUUGUAUUCCGUCAUCUUGUUUGUUAAAAAAAAAAAAAACAAAAAAAAAAAGAAACAGCAGCUAGCUAGUGAGUUGAAAAUGAGUUGUGUUAUAGAUGCCAUUGUGGGAAAAAUAUUAGAUCCAAUAUUUGACUAUUUGUUCUCAUCAAUUGGGCGUCAAAUUGGUUAUGUGGCUAAAUACAAGGAAAAUAUUAAGAAUUUGGAAGAAGAACUAAAGCAUCUUAAAGAUGUGAGGGACACGGUCCAAGCAGCUGUCGAUAUAGCCAAGGCCAACGGUAUGACCAUCAAAAAGGUUGCUGAGGAGUGGCUGGAGGAAGUGGAGCACUCAUUGACGACUAUGGAAGAAGAAUUCAAAGACAAAACAAAUAUCAAAUGUCUUGAUGUGCGUUCACGGUACAGGCUUGGUAAGAAAGGGAAGAAAAUGGCGAUGGAUGCUAUCAAACUAAAGCAGAAUCGCAAUGAGUUUGGCGAUGAAGUUGCACACCGCACUCUUCUCAAAGAUAUUUGGUACACAUCCAGCACGAGUUAUGAGCAAUUCAGUACCAGAGCAUCUAUUUUUGAGGAGAUCAUGAAGGCGUUGAGAGAUGAUAAGAAUUCCAAGAUCGGGAUAUAUGGAAUGGCUGGCGUUGGCAAGACAACAAUGGUGGAGGAAGUUGGUAAACAAGCUGAAAAGGGUCCUUUUGAUGAGGUCGCAAUGGCAGUUUUCUCCCAAAAUCCGGAUCUGAAAAAAAUUCAAGGAAAACUUGCAGAUUGUUUGAAUCUGACUCUAGAUAGAGAGAGUGAAGAAGGGAGAGCCGGUCAACUAUACAAUAGAUUGAAGAAUGGGAAAAAAAUUCUUGUAAUAUUGGAUGACGUUUGGGAUGAUAAGAAUACAUUGAAGAAAAUAGGUAUUCCAGCAGAUACAGAUGAUAAUAGCAUGGGUUGCAAAAUUUUGUUGACCUCCCGAAGCCUAGAAGUGUGCAAAAAGAUGGGGUUUGAAAAAAACUUCCCAAUUGGACUCCUUUCGGAAGCUGAAGCUUGGCACCUAUUCAAGAGAACGGUUGGAGAUUUUAUUGAAGCUGAUGCUCUUCAUCCCAUAGCGCAACAGGUGUGCAGAGAAUGUGAUCAUUUGCCAUUGGCAAUUUGUGCAGUUGGAGGAGCACUGAGUGGUUCGGAUCAUAUGCCUACAUGGAAUGAUGCACUUGAACAACUGAAACAUUGUCGGGGAUAUAAAAUUGAUGGAGUGGAACAAAAGGUGUAUUCAUGCAUUGAGUGGAGCUACAAGUAUCUGAAGCUCGCUGAUGUCCGGUCAUGCUUUCUGCAUUGCUCUUUGUUUCCUGAAGAUACGGAGAUUCCUAUUGACUGGUUGGUGACUUUGGGAGUAGGAACAAAGUUUCUUGAAAGUACAGAUAGAGCAUCAAUGAAAAGAGCAAGAGAUAGAACACUUGUGAUAGUUGGUAUCCUCAAGAAAUCUAACUUGUUGUUAGAAGGUGAAAAAGACAACAUGGUUAAAAUGCAUGACGUAGUUCGAGAUGUUGUCAUAUCAAUUACAUCAAAAGAUCAGAAUGCGUUUCUAGUGAAACACGGUAUCAAUGUUUGGCCGGAUAAAGAUGAUUAUAAAUAUUGCAAAGCAAUAUCAUUAAUAGCUUCCUACAAUGUUCGUCGGCUUCCCGAUCAGUUAGACUGUCAAGGACUAUGCACCUUACUAUUGGCGUCAAGUGGUGAUUCACCACUAGAACUUCCAAAUAGCUUUUUUGAAGGGAUGGAAAAGCUUGAAGUUUUGAUUUUGGAAAACAUGAAACUAGAACCGUCAUCACUUUCAAAUUUGAUUAGUCUUCGGAUGUUGUGGCUUAGGGGUUGUGACUUGGUGAACCUAUCUUUCCUCAGAGAAAUGAAAAAUCUUGAGAUACUAAUGAUUUAUCAUUCAAAGGAGGUGGUUAUGGAAAUAGAGCAGUUGACUUGUCUACGGUCCUUGUUUUUAGGCAAUUUUGUUAAGGGUACAAGACUUCCAUCAGGCUCCCUGUCAUCUCUAUCUGACCUCGAGGAAUUGUACAUUCCGAAUAUAUAUAAUGGAUGGGAGGUUGAAGGCAAUGCAAGCAUUGUUGAGAUAAAUCGUUUGACUAGCUUAACCGCUUUACAUAUUUAUAUACCAACAGAUGUCUUCUUACAACUACCCAAGGACCUUCCCAGCUUUUCGUUGUUAACGAAAUAUAAAAUUUGGAUUGGGUCUGAUCAUCAUUAUUUUUUUUCAAUGCUUGACAAACGCACAGAAACAAAGGUCUUGGGACUUGAUGGUAUUCCUUUGAUGGAUGGGCUUGAUGUUUUGAUUGCGAACGCUGAAGUACUAUUUUUGGCUCAUUUGGAAGGUUCAAAGAAGGUGCUUCACAACAGAGACAGAGAGUGGUUUUCAGACUUGAAGUAUCUUAGAGUUUGGGGAUGUGAGGACAUGGAACAUCUACUUGGCAAACCCAAAUGGAGUUCAAAAACUCAUGGACCAUCUCCAUUGGGUUCUUUUGGUAAAUUGAGAGUAUUAAAAGUUGAUUUUAGUACAUCAAUUAAGUAUCUGUUCUCCGCGUCCACUGCAAGAUGUCUUCCAAAACUACAAAAGUUAAAAGUUAGAGGAUGUGAGGCAUUGGAAGAAAUAAUUGGAGGUGACGAGGAAGUCACGGAUAAAGUUAUUUUUGAUCAGUUAAAGAUAUUGAAGCUGGUAGAUCUGCCAAACCUAAGAAGCAUUUACGUCAAUACGAAGAAGACAUCAACUACAGAGUCCAGCACACCUUCCACAGUUACACAACCUCUCUUCAAUGAAAAGGUUAUGUUUCCUGUCUUGGAGGUAUUGACAAUUAUAGGAUUGCAUAGCAUUAAAGCGAUAUGGGACAAGCAAUUACUCCCAGUGCCAAAAGUUGGAGAUUCCGUUCAGCAUCUCCAAGAGUUAAAUGCAUUCGAUUGUGAGGCAUUGGAAGAAAUAAUUGGAGGUGAUGAGGAAGUCACGGAUAAUGUUACUUUUCAUCAGUUAAAGAAAUUGGAUUUGAGGAGGCUGCCAAAUCUCAAAAGCAUUCACGCCAAUACGAAGAAGACAUCAACUACAGAGUCCAGCACGCCUUCCACAAUUAAACAACCUCUGUUCAAUGAAAAGGUUAUGUUUCCUGUCUUGGAGGUAUUGAGAAUUGUAGGAUUGGAUAACAUUAAAGCGAUAUGGGAUAAGCAAUUAAUCCCAGUCCUGAAAGGUGGAGAUUCCUUUAAGCAUCUCCAAAAGUUAGAGGCAAGCACAUGUAUGGAGAUGGAAGAGAUACUUGCAUUUGAAGUUGGACAAGGAGAAGAAGAAGCAGAAGCAAAUGAUGAGAUUCCCGUGUUCCCUCACUUAAAGGUUAUAAAUCUUUGGUCUUUGUAUAACUUGAAAAGUUCUAAAGAAGAAACAAAAGAAUCCCGACUACAAGCCUUGGUCAACCACAAGGUCGGAUUUCCUAGUUUGGAGGAUUUGUAUAUAACAUAUUGUGGUUGAAAGAUGUGUCGGGUUCCAUUUUUCAGUGAAUUAAAUGUAUGCAGUGUGUGCAAGAGCAUUAGAAUGAUGUUUUUGCAGGUCAGGUUUCCUAGUUUGGAGUAUCUGAUAAUAUGACGUUGUUAGUGAAAGAUUAGUGAAUUAAAUGUGUGGAAGAGUGUGUGAAUGUAUCAGUGAAAUAAGUGUGGCAGUAAGUAAAUGUUUGCCCCCUCCCCACCCCCGAAAAAAAAAAUUGAUUUGCAUUUGUUCAUGUAUGGGCUUGUUUAUCAACAGAAUAUUAUUAAAUAUGUUUUGUGUACCUUUGAGUGGAAAUUUUCUUUUAUUAUUAUUAUUUUUCAAA